CUCUGUUUCUCUCUGCAUAGACGCUGCCAGACCUGCGGAGUUUCUCCGGAUCAGCCAUGACCCUCAUGGGAUAGCGUCGUCCUGUUCCUCCAAGAUCACCCCACGGAUUUGCUCUCGUCCCAAUCAGUUUGCUGUGUUCAGUCCGAGAUAUCUUUCUAUUGUUUUCGAUGUUAACAUUUUGUUUUCGAUCAGAAUGCACGUGCAUUUAAAAUCCCUGAAGUGUUCGGCAAUCCCAACCCCAGCGAUGGAGGGAUUUCAUCGCAAUGAACCCCGGUGGCUGUCUGGUUUGCAGAACGUCGUGUUAAAAUGCAAUCUGAAAGCAUUGUGUGCGAGAGUGAACAAGCUGAAAACUUGGUCAGCUCCUCUCACCUUUGGAUGGGGAUCGAAGCAAACCGGAAACCGAUUCGUUCUCUCUCUCUCACACACACACACACACACACAACCCAUUUUUAAAAAAACAAUAUUGAUAAAUCCGAUUGAAUAGUUUUAGUCAUUUGACCCAAUGAUGGAGGGAGCCAGAGUUUGGCGAGUGAUUUCACUUAUGUCAGGGGCACCACCCAACAUCCAGUUUUUUUCGUUUUAUACACAAACCUGGUAACAAUUACAACUCGGAUUAAAUGCCAGGACAGUUCACACUGAAGUCUUAACUGAUUCAAUCGAAUAACUCAUGAGCUGGUCCUGUUUCACCUCUUUGGGAUUUAUAAACCCAAAGACGAGAAUCGUUUUUCUCCUUUAUCGACGACCUGAGAAAUAUGAUAUUUUUGUUUGUUCUGGGACGUUUUACUACAUUACAGGCGCUAUGUAAUAAGAAGUUUGUUUUUGUUCUUGUCGAAAACUGCGAUGUUUCAGGCGGGCACGCUCCUUUCCUCUGAAUCUAAACCCGAUAACAAUCAUUCCGUUACAAAGCAGGUUGGAAACGAACAUGCAUUUCGGUUUUAAGCUUCACCUCUCCAUACUGAUCCUUCAAUAAUUGCAACAUCUUGCAUUGUAACAUUGAGUAAUGUCUGACCCCGCGUUCCUUCUCGGUGAUUUUAGUUGAAAUGAAGAGUGGAGUAAUUAAUACACAUUUGUGGUUAAACGCUUUUGAAACAGACUUGAACUUAGUAACAAGGUGAAUCCAAACUGGGAGAGAGUCUCGAAGUUUAGUACACGAUAAGCAAAUAUUGUCAAGACCCAAAACGUCCCGUCCACACACACCCCUCCACUGCCAUCCGCAAGUCAACACUGCUGCAAUUGUCAAUGUACGGCAUAAUUUACCAGCUCCCUCCCCCCCAAAAAAUCCCAUUGAUUAUUUCACCAAUUUAGUGCUGUCCAUUUCGGGUCAGUAUCACAGACACACGAUUCCCUGAGCGUGAAAGUUGACUUAAAAGGAACAACAAUUUAGAGAGAAAAGCAUAGCCAGACAAACCAGAAAUCAGAAAUUAAACGUGAGGACAAUGUCCGUGAUUUAUAUACACGCUUAGAUAGUUCAGGAAAGGUACUGUCACUUAAACAAGGAACAUGAACCUGUGUCCAAAGCAGUCAACACUCCAGCUAGCGCACCUGAGAGCGCAGGAAGUGGGCUAGGAGAGCGGCUGAGAGCAGCAGAAUGGCAGCCUGAGGGAGAGCAGGUAUGCUGAGACUGAGUGCGCGGUAACAGGACGAAGGUUAAUUGGCACUGACACAAGGCGAUUUCUUAUUUUCUUUCGCUCUCCUCCUGACAGCCAGAAAGCCUUUUGUUUGGCCCUUCAGCCAAUCCUGGAUUUUUACGACACCAUAGUUGUGGCCAAAGUUGUGAUAUAAAAAGGGGCGCCUCCGUUGAUCACUUAUCAUCCACCAGCGUGUCACUCACCCACUGUCCUCUCCUCUCCCGGUUACAGUCCGGAUUCCAGAACUACUCAUUUUCAACAGGGCAUAACAAACACGCGCACACACCCCCCCCCCACAAACAGAUCAUGCAUAAAUCACACGUUUUCUUUUGCCUGCUGGUGUCUCUUGGAUUGACUGUCAGUGAUGAGCCAGUUUUGGAGAAGGAUUUGGAAGCUAGGGAAAGGCUCUUAGACCAGGCGGAACCUCGGAGACAAGAAUGCUCAGCCUGCUUAUGGAGGGAGCACAGCAAAGCUCUGAGGUUAGAGUCCAUUAAAUCUCAGAUCCUGAGCAAGCUGCGCCUGAAACAGGCUCCCAACAUCAGUCGGGAUAUUGUCAAUCAGCUCCUGCCCAAAGCCCCCCCUUUGCAGCAACUGUUGGACCGAUAUGAUAUUCAAGGGGAUGACUGCCUUGCCAAAGAGCCUCUUCUGGAAGACGACGAGUAUCACGCCACGACAGAAACUGUCAUUACCAUGGCCACCGAACCUGAACCCUGUGUCCAAGUGGAUGGGAGCCCAAAAUGUUGCUUUUUUAAAUUUAGCCCCAAAAUAACAUUUACAAACUUGGUGCGAGCUCACCUCUGGGUUUACCUGCGUCCAGUCCUGCACACCUCCACUGUGUACCUGCAGAUCCUCAGGCUGAAACCUGUGACGGAGAAGGGCAGCAGGCACUCACGGAUCCGAUCCUUAAAAAUAGACUUGAACUCCCGCAACGGGCGCUGGCAAAGUAUCGACUUUAAGCAUGUGCUGCAGAACUGGUUCAAGCAACCUCAUGCCAACUGGGGCAUUGAGAUCAACGCCUUUGAUAUGAACGGCAAUGACCUGGCUAUCACAUCUCCAGGAAAUGGAGAGAAGGGACUGCAACCAUUUCUGGAAGUCAAAGUGGCAGAAACAAACAAACGUACCCGGCGAAAUCUGGGACUAGACUGUGAUGAGCACUCCACAGAGUCACGCUGCUGCCGUUACCCAUUAACAGUUGAUUUUGAGGCCUUCGGCUGGGACUGGAUUAUUGCUCCCAAACGAUACAAAGCCAACUACUGCUCUGGUCAAUGUGAAUACAUGUUCAUGCAGAAAUACCCACACACCCACUUGGUACACCAUGCCAAUGCCCGGGGCUCAGCAGGGCCCUGCUGUACACCUACCAAAAUGUCGCCCAUCAACAUGCUUUACUUUAACGACAAGCAACAAAUCAUCAACGGGCAAAUUCCGGGUAUGGUGGUCGAUCGAUGUGGCUGCUCUUAAAUAUAGGCAUCAACCAAACUUCCUUUCCCCCGCCAUCGGGAACUGGAAUGUUCAUUGUUCUUGAAUGUUAUGUCAAAACUACGCCAUGCACUGUGCAAUAGCAGAAAAAGAGAGAGGGGGAGAACUGUGCCUCAAGGUGAAGUCUCAUCAGGAAACCUUUUAAAAAACCAGUUAAUAACUAGGGCUAACUUUGAUUCCAGAUCACUGUUUUCCAUCCUCCCUCCCUACCACCCCAGUCCUGCCAAUGCUGCACCCCCAGUGACUGCUAAUGGCAAGAUCAGAGCAGAGAGUUACUAAAGCCAACACAAGUAAAAUAAAUCAUUCAAAAGUGAAGACAAAGCAUCUGGGUAAAUGAUAUCAACUGACCUGAGUU
Chiloscyllium plagiosum (whitespotted bambooshark) is the source of this 3459-nucleotide messenger RNA. RefSeq names its product growth/differentiation factor 11-like. The record is from RefSeq and is a predicted model, not a curated record. Gene Ontology annotation, molecular function: cytokine activity; growth factor activity. Gene Ontology annotation, cellular component: extracellular region. Lineage: Eukaryota; Metazoa; Chordata; Chondrichthyes; Orectolobiformes; Hemiscylliidae.